Microplitis demolitor is the source of this 28134-nucleotide messenger RNA. RefSeq names its product twitchin (gene bent). The transcript has 60 exons. Bases 710 to 27394 code for a protein of 8894 amino acids. Gene Ontology annotation, molecular function: ATP binding; protein binding; protein kinase activity. The record is from RefSeq and is a predicted model, not a curated record. Gene Ontology annotation, biological process: protein phosphorylation. Lineage: Eukaryota; Metazoa; Arthropoda; Insecta; Hymenoptera; Braconidae.
GACGACAAACGGACACGAGACAGCGGUGAAAAUAAAGACAGAGGCUAAUAAAAGAGAUAGAGAGAGAGGUAAAGAAGUAGAAAAAAGAAAGAGUGGGCGGUUUAAAAAAGUGGAGGGGAAAAGAGCGGGUGUAGAUAAAAAAAAAAAAUUUUUUUUACCAUCAGGGAGGGAGAUCACAGUGGCAGCCUGACGAGUAGUGAGAAUAAAUAGUGACGAAUAUAAUUAUUGUUUGACGAAUCAACGAAGCAUCGAACAACGAGAGACCGAUCGCGAUUUUUAACGACAUUCUUCACGGCUGCUUCAUUAUUAUUGUUAUUAUUUUAAUAUUUUAUUUACUGACAUACUGGAAUUUUUUUUUUAAAUUUAUAACUGCGUUUUUAAGACGGAUUUAUUUGUCAUACAAGCAACUUUGUAAGUGGAAGAGAGAGGGAGAGACUCUCUUCUUCGAACGAGUGCUUAUUAAGGCAAAGUGUGCAAGUUCCCCGUUAAUUACUACACCUUAGGACUACUUUGUUAACGCUAUUUUAAACAAAAAGUAAAACAAGGAGGAAGAAAUAAAAUAGUUAACCGAAAAUAAUAGGGCGCAAAAAGGCGCUCGUCAGUUUGAAUGUUGCCAUCAGGAGAUUUGUGUAAUUAAAGUGACACCAGCCGGAAUAAUUUAUUAUUUAAAAUAAAAAAUCUAAAAUAAGGGUGACACCCCGUUAUCACAAUGGGGGUCGCCGACGAUUUCGCGCCCAGCUUCACGCAGAAGCCUCAGCUUCGGCAGGAGGAUGAGGGCAAUCGUCUUAUCUUCGAGUGUCAGCUCGUAAGUUCUCCGAAACCCGAAAUUUCGUGGUUUCGCGGCGAUGAACAGCUGAAAGAGGACACUCGGACGAAUUUCAAAAUUCAAAGUGUCGGGACCAACAAGUUCCUCGUUGUUCUUGAGAUUGAUGAUGUUAUUGAAACGGAUGCUGGACUCUACAAGGUCAAGGCCAUGAACAAAAUGGGCGAGGUCGCUGCGUCGAUCAACUUGAACUUCAGUCCAAUGGACGAGCCUAGAGAAAAACAAAUCGACGGUAUCGCACCGACUUUUGCGAAAAAACCGGCUAUAAGACAAGAAGAUGAUGGAAAAAGAUUACUAUUUGAAUGUCGUAUUACUGCUGAUCCCACACCUAAAGUUUCGUGGUUUCAUGAUGGGAAUCUCGUUAAAGAUUCACCGAGACACAAGUUGUCUGUUGACAAAGACGGACAUUCAUACUUCGCAACACUUGAAAUUAAAAAUGUGACAGUAGAGGAUGCUGGAAAAUACAAAGUCACUGCGAAAAAUGAACUCGGCGAAUCCAAUGCCACGAUAUCUCUAAACUUUGACAGCGACGAAGCGCCUGUUCCUGAUGACGGGAUCAAGCCAACAUUCACUGAACGACCUGUGAUCAGACAAUCUGACGAUGGCAACACGAUUACCUUCGAGUGUCGAUUAGUAGGAGACCCAAAACCCGGUGUCAAGUGGUAUCAUGGGACCAAUGAGAUAAGAGAUAAUGCAAGAUACAAGAUGUCUCUGGAACUAGAUCAAAAAUUAUACUAUCUCGCAAGGCUGCAGAUAAAUAAUGUCGCUAAAUCUGACAGCGGCGAAUACAAAGCUAUUGCGAAAAACAAACAUGGCCUGGGCACAGCGACCAUAAAUCUCAAUUUUGAAGGCGGGGAUAAACCUAAAAUACCCGAUGGUAAAGCCCCGCGUUUUCCAAAAAAACCAACAAUACGUCAAGAAGGCGACCUUCUGAUAAUGGAGUGCAUCCUGGAAGCUCAUCCAGUUCCCGACAUCACUUGGUACCAGGGCCAGAAAACGAUAAACGGAAGCUCUCGCAUAAAGAUGUUCAAAAAAUCAACCGGCAAGGACACGUACCUGCUUACCCUAGAAAUUUCAAACCCAACAAAAGGAGACGGUGGAAAUUACCGGUGCAAUGCGUUUAACAAUUACGGCGAGAGCAAUGCCAACAUCUCGCUUAAUUUCCAAGAAGAUGCCGGCGGAUUCGCGCCCUCAUUCAUCGAGAAGCCGCGCAUUAUUCCAAACGAGAGUGGCACAUUGAUCACGAUGAAAUGUAAAUGUAAAGCUAAACCAAAGCCCGAAGUCACGUGGUUCCGCGGUAAUAGUGCCGUUAAACAGUCGUCAAAAAUUACAAUAAAGUGCAUUGACGUCGAAGAAGAUGUCUAUGAACUUACAAUGGAAAUAAAAGAUCCAACGGGCCCAGAUGGUGGGACUUACAGAUGUCAUGUACGAAAUGAAUUCGGGGAGAGCAAUGCCAAUUUGAAUCUUAAUAUUGAGGCUGAACCAGAGCCCGAAGGCGAUGGUCCGACUUUCGUAGAAAAGCCGCGAAUCCAAUCGCAGGAUGGCGGGAAAGUUGUUAUUAUGGAUUGUAAAGUCCGAGCUAAACCUAAACCGGAUAUUGUAUGGACACAUGCUGGCAAAGUUGUCAAGGAAUCAUCUAAAAUAUCGCUCAGUGUCGUUCAGGAGAAAGAAGAUAUCUAUUAUAUUAAACUGAUACUUAAUGACCCGGGUGCUGAUGACUCGGGACUGUACAAAUGUAAUAUAAAAAAUACCUUGGGAGAACUUAAUGCCAAUCUCACCUUAAACGUGGAAAUUAUUCCGGUGAUAAAAGAAAAGCCCAAGGUGGUUAAAAUUAUUAAGAAGAAGACGGUGAUCGUCGAGUGCACUGUCCUGUCUAAAUUUGCGCCGGACUGUACUUGGUUUAAAGAAACUCAAGCUGUUAAAGAAGACGAAAGACAUAAACUGCAUGUGGAAAAAGUUAAAGAAGGAGAGUUUGCGGUUAAAUUGGAAAUCGAACAGAUUUCGACCGCUGACAAGGGUAAAUACAAAUUGGUAGCGAGAAAUGAAAAAGGUGAAGCUACGUCACAAGUUGUUGAGGUCGCUGAAUUACCAGAAGAAGUUGAAAAACCAAAGAUUGGCAGUGGAUUACAAUCACGGACUGUCGAAUAUGGAGAAACUGUGGAAUUGUCGGCUUCUCUUACACGUCAAAAUAAAAAAGUCACUAUCGAGUGGUACAAAGACUCGACUAUAAUUACAAGUACAAAGAAUAUAAGCAUUUCAUUUAAUGGAAUUGAAAUGAAGUUAGUAAUUACCAAGUCAACUGAAGAAUUCUCUGGUACUUACAAAGUGGUCGUCUCUAACGAAGCGGGCAAAGAUGAGUCGAGUACGACUGUAACGGUCAAGAAGCGCGAGGAAAAGAAAAAAGAGGAAGAAGAAGAAGAAAAGAAGAAAAAGAAGGUUGAGAAGAAGAAAAAAGAGGAAGAAGAAAAGAUUGAAGAAAAGAAAAUAGAGGAGAAGAAAAUUGAAGAGAAGAAAAAAAUAGAAGUUAAAAAAGUUGAAGAGAAAAUGAAAAUAGAAGAAAUAAAAAAAGUUGAAGAGAAGAAGGAGUUAUCAGUGUCUGAAUCAAACGGGGAUCAUGAUCAUGAUGACAGUAGUAGUGAAUUGAGUGAGGAAGAAGAAAGUGAUGAAGAAGAAAUAGAGGAGGGUUCGGUGAGUGUCGUCGAGUCCAGCAUUACAGAAGCUAUCAUUGACGAACCUAAGUCCGAAGCUUCUGAUUAUUUUGUUAUCAUCGAGGACAAGCCUGAAACCAAAACAAAUGGUAUCGACAAACCCGACAAGAAAUCUGAGACUUUGAAAAAAGAAGAAGAGUCUAUUAAAAAUGGCGAAGCAGUUGAAGAAAGAAAAUCUAUCAAGAAGAAAACUGAACUUAAACCAGAAGAAAAGAAAGAACCUGAGAAGAAAACUAUUAAGAAGAAAGAACCAGAAUCGAAAGAUAUCUCUCGCGAAACUACACCGAAACCCGAAAAAAUUUCAUCUCGUAAAACAUCGAUCAGUAGGGUAGAAGAAUUAAAAACAGAAAGCCGCAGAAGCUCUCUCGUCUCCACUACUGAGGAAACGAUCUCUGAAAAUGGUUCUCCCGUAUCCAGUAGACGGUCGUCAGUCCAGCAGGUUGAAGAGAAAAAAUCCGAAAGUCGGCGGUCUUCAAUUAUGGAGAAGACUAAAGUCACGGAAAAGAAAACAAAACCGGUGGAUAAAUUGAAAUCUGAGGCAAGUGAGGAACUGAAGGAUAAACCAGACUCUAAAUCUAAAUUAUCCGCGGAUGAACUAACGCCGAAGAAACGGUUAUCAAUUUCGAAGAAGACACCGGAAAAUGAAUCAAAAGAGGCCAAACAGGAAGUAACACCCGUUGAUGCCAAAGUGGCAAAGCCUAAGGAAGAACCGAUUCCAAAACCAAAACCCACCCUUGGCAAACCCGAGGAGUCCAAGAAGGAUGAGCCUAUUAAACUUAAACCCAAAAGUAAUCUUCUUAAACCCGAAUUGAAGAAAGAAGAGGCUGUACUACGACGAACGAGUUUGAAACCUGUUCAAAAGCCGGAAGAAAAAGAACUGAACAAGGUCGAACUAAAGCAAAUAAGAACCAAUGGUGAUGACACAAAUGAAAAUUCAAAUCGUAAGCUCCCGAAGGUGGCAGCUAAAUUCGAGAACUUCCUGAGUGUACAACUAAAACCCGUAACUAAAGACUCUAAAGCGCCUCAGACGGCAGAACAUGGCUAUAUAGUCGAGCUUAAGAAAACGGAAAAAAGCAAAGUGGACGAAAAGAAAAAGUCAAAAACAUCAAAAGCAGACAAAGAAAAAAGUUAUGAGCUUCCGGAAAUUCCCGACUAUGAGCGUCCAGUUUUGGAAAAACCACAAGAAUUUGAAUUCGGUGAAUAUGGGGGCCGUGAGAAGACCAAACUUGAGCGACCUGCUACUCAGAAAUUCGAUUCAAAGCCAAAGUUACCGGAAAUAGUUGCGCCUCAAGAGACACCAAAAAUCGAAGUUAUUCCUGAGACUACCCCAGUUAGCAGCAGAAGACCGUCACUUAUACCUGGAAGUGGUGCAAGUAGUCGUCGCGGUUCGUUAAUUCCUCCCGAGGAAUUGGGACGUAGGCCCAGUCUUAUCAUCAGCGACGAGGAGAAUAGAAAGCUGCGUCCGGGUGAGGUGAUUGAAGAGAAGAAGCGACGUCGUCCGAGCACGGACUUAAGGAGACCAAGCGUGGCGGACCUCGAGAAUAAGAUCAACCAGCCUAGCACACCACUCCGCGAUGUCGGACCAGGUGGACCACCGUCAAUUGUCGAUGUCCAGGAGUCAUACUCCGCCGUCGAAGACUCGACGGGUUAUCUCACCGUUCAGGUGGAAGGAACACCCGCUCCCACCUUCAAGUUCUACAAGGGUAUGACCGAAAUAAUUGAGGGCGGUAGAUACAAAUUUCUCACUGACAGCGAGACAAACUCCAUCACACUGUGUAUGCGAAAAACAAAACCCAACGAUGAAGGAACAUAUAAAAUUGUCGUCAGUAAUAUUCAUGGAGAAGAUUCUGCGGAGAUGCAACUUUACGUCUCCGACGCAAGUGGUAUGGAUUUCCGAACGAUGUUAAAAAAACGAAAAUACGCAAAAUGGGGUAAAGAAGAUCCAGAUCAAGAGAAGGUAGACCUGAAAGAGGUUGAGAAACCUAAGCCAGCUUUGAAAAAAGUCGAAAGAAAGCAAGACUCAUUCUUAAAACCUCUGGUUGACCAAUACGCCAAAGAGGGUAAAGAUAAGAAGGUGACGUUUGAUGCGAACUUCUCUAAGCCGAACGCUAAACCUAAAUGGUUCUUCCGUAAAGAUGAAUUAUUCCCAUCAUCGAAAUACAAAUUCAAAAAUGAAGAGGAUUCGUACCAACUUAUUAUUUCAACUCCUAAAGUUGAAGAUACCGGUAAAUACACAAUUGACAUCGGUGGAAUAUCAUGCACUGCUUUCUUGACCGUUGACGAACCCGAUCCAUCUUACACUUUUAUCAAACCGUUGUCGAAAGAAACCCAGGGUUACUCAUUGCAUGAAGCUUAUAUGGAGUGUACUUUGAGCUCUAAUUUGGCUCAGGUCACUUGGUACAAAGGAAAAACAAAACUUGAGGAUGGAGACAUCUACAGUAUCUCUAAAGACAUGUCAGGUGUCUGUAGAUUGACAUUGAAAAAUGCUAAAUUGGAAGACAGUGGUGAAUAUAGUUGUAAAAUAAAUAAACAGAAUGAAAAGACCGAAACUACUCUGAAAAUUAUCGAGUAUCCAUACAAGUUUGUAAAAGUACUGAAAAGUCAAGUGGCAGUUGAAAAAGACACAAUUACGUUACUUUGCGAGCUUGAUGACGCUGCUGGUGAAGUAAAAUGGUUCAAAGGUGACCAAGAAGUCACUGGAGACAAGAGAAUUCAAAUAAAAGUCGAUGGACGGAAACGGAAACUCGUUAUCAAAGAUUGCAAAGUCACAGAUGCUGGUCAAUAUUCAUGUGUUAGUAAUGCCGACAAAACGGAAGCUGAAAUUGUUGUCAAUUAUUUGAACAGUUUCAACAAGAAAUUAAAAGACACAACAGCUAUCGAACGUGAGAAAUGUGUCCUCGACAUUGAACUCCAAGACCAAACGGCUUCAGCUGAGUGGCUGUUUAAUGGAAAACCGAUCGAAACGAACGACCGUGUCGAGAUAAAGAAUCUUGGUGGCGGUAAACAUCAAUUGGUCUUCAAUAAAGCCGAAAUGACCGACGAGGGUGAAAUCACCUGCAAGAGCGGUGAGCUUUCGAGCAGCUGUAAACUGACAGUUCGUAAGGGUGAGAGUAAACCGAUCGCUGAGAUUCCUGACAAGGUAGAAGGACCUUGUUCAGCGCCGAUUGUUUUCAUUAUUCCUUUCAAGAUUGACGGAACUAAACAGACUCCUGUUGAAGCUAAACUUAUGAAAGACGGCAAAGCUCUGCCUCUAAAAGAUGUGGAAGUCAUUGUAGGGGAAGACAAAAUAACAUACAAGAUAAAGAAACCACAGCGUAAUCAAUCGGGGAUUUACCAGGUCAACAUCAGCAAUGGACAGGGUGAAGAAGUUAAAGAUGUCAAUAUAGUUAUGCAAGACGUUCCUUCUCCUCCACGAGACGUCGACGUGUCUGAAGUAUUCGCUACUUCUUGUGUCGUGUCUUUCAAACCUUCUGAAGACGAAGGAGGCUCGCCGAUCACCAAGUACGUCGUCGAACGAUUGGAUAUGAGUUUGAAGAACCAGUGGGACAGCGUGGGUGAGGUAAUGCCUGGUGAGAAAUGUGUCUACAAGGUCGAAGAUCUUAAAGUAAAGAAAGAAUACAAAUUCCGUAUUCGCGCUGUCAACAAAAUUGGUACGAGUGAACCAGCACUCUUUGGCAAACCGGUGUUAGCUAAAGAUCCAUGGGACGAACCUGGCAAGCCAGGCAAUGUCGAAGUAGUCGACUGGGAUGUAGAUCACGCGGACUUGAAAUGGACGAAACCUGAAAGCGAUGGAGGAGCUCCGAUUACUGGUUACAUUAUUGAAUACAAAGAAAAGUUCGGCAAAGAGUGGGUAAAAGGUAAAGAAAUUGACGGCGAUGUAACUUCAGGUACCAUUGAUGGGCUAAAAGAAGGCACGCAGUAUGAAUUUAGAAUUCGCGCGGUCAAUAAAGCUGGACCGGGUGAACCUUCAGACGCGACGAAACCCAUAAUAGCUAAGUGCCGAUUUGUUAAACCAUUUAUUAUUGGCGACCAGUUAACUAACUUAGUGGUUAAAAAGGGACAAGUUAUUAAAUACGAUAUUAAGUAUGGCGGCGAGCCGGAUCCUGAGGUCCACUGGUUCCUGGGCUCAAAGGAAUUGGCUCAGGAUUCUGCGGAAAGAAUAACUAUUGAUAAGUAUGAGCGAAAUACUGUGUUGACAGUACGUAAAACUGUUCGGGCUGAUUCUGGUAAAUAUAAACUGGUAUUGAGCAACGGCUCAGGUGAGUGUGAAAGCACAGCUGAUGUCGUGGUGCUAGACAAACCCACACCACCAAUGGGACCACUCGUUACUGAAGAAGUCCGCUCUGACCACAUCACCGUCAAAUGGAAGCGGCCUCAAGACGAUGGAGGAACUGACAUAACCGGUUACACACUAGAAAAAAUGGAUUUGGACACCGGAAGAUGGAUCCCUGCUGGAGAAGUCGGUCCCGACAAAGACAGUUUUACCUUCCAAGGACUUACGCCCAAUAAAAAGUACAAAUUCCGGGUGAAAGCUGUCAACAAAGAAGGUGAAUCUGAGCCACUGGUUACUGACGAAGCCAUCUUAGCUAAGAACCCAUAUGAUGAGCCAGAUAAACCCGGAAAGCCUGAGAUAUUUGACUAUGACAACAUGAGUGUGUCAUUGAGAUGGGCUAAGCCUGAGAAAGAUGGUGGGCGGCCUAUUACUCACUACGUUAUUGAAAUGAAAGACAAAUUCUCACCUGACUGGACUGAAGUCAUGAAGACCACAGACGCAACACCUGAAGCUAAAGUCGAAGGCUUAAAAGAGAAGAUGGUCUAUCAGUUCAGAGUACGUGCUGUCAACAAAGCUGGCUCUUCACAACCAAGUGAACCCACUGACAACCAUAUCUGCAAGCACAGAAACUUGAAACCGAGAAUCGAUCGUACAAACUUGAAAUCGGUUGUUAUCAAAGCCGGACGUACUCACAAAUGGUCAGUGGAUGUCAUCGGCGAGCCUCCUCCAACUACCAACUGGAUAUGGAGAGACAACAUCCCUUUGACUACGACAGAACGCAUUAAGAUUGACAAUGUCGAAUAUCACACAGACUUUUCGAUUGUCAACGCGACACGCAAAGACACCGGAAAGUAUACUCUGGUAGCUGAGAAUAUCAAUGGACGCGAUGAGGAAACUGUUGAACUGACCGUUUUGGGUAAACCUGAUGCUCCUGGUGGUCCACUUGUGGUAUCAGAUGUGACCAGCACGAGCGCUAAAGUAAAAUGGCAGAAACCGGAAGAUGACGGCGGUGUGCCGAUAAAAGAGUAUGAAAUCGAACGAAUGGAUACCAAAACUGGAAAAUGGGUUCGUUGUGGUAAAAUACCAGGAAAUUCAGACAAAAUGGAGUUUGAUAUCACGGGACUUAAUCCUGGUAGUCAGUAUAUGUUCCGCGUGACAGCAGUUAAUGAUGAAGGUGAUUCAGAACCAUUGACGAGUGACAAACCAACAUUGGCCAAGAAUCCGUUCGACGAACCACACGCUCCAGGCACUCCGCUGAUCACGGACUAUGACAAUGAAUCAGUCAGUAUCAAGUGGACGGCACCAGAUUUCGAUGGCGGAUCUCCAAUUGAAAAGUACAUUAUUGAGAAGAAAGACAGGUACAAGCCAGACUGGGAGAAGGCGAUGGAAGUCCCAGCUAGUGAGGGAUUGGCUGCGCGUGUUAUGGGUCUAAAAGAUCGUGCUGAGUAUCAGUUUAGAGUUAUUGCCGUUAAUAAAGCUGGUGAAUCGCCGCCUUCUGAUGCUUCUAAGAUGCAAAUGGUCAAACACAAAGCAUUGAAACCGAAAAUUGACCGUACAAACUUGAAGCCAAUAGUAGUAAGAGCUGGCAAAGCAAUAAAGUAUGAUGUUGAUGUCCGUGGAGAACCACCACCAGAAAUAACUUGGUACCACAAGGAUCAACUGGUGAAAUCAGGUGGAAAUAUCGAGAUCGUUAAUGUUGACUAUAAUACCAAGCUCAGCAUCAAUGACUCUGUACGAAAAAAUACUGGGGUUUGGAAAAUUAAAGCAGUCAAUGCUUCGGGAGAAGAUGAAGCCGAGGUAGAAGUGACUGUUCUUUCAGCACCGGGUCAACCCAAAGGGCCACUCAAAGUGUCGGAUGUCACUAAGAAUGGAUGUAAAUUGAAGUGGGAGAAACCAGAAGACGAUGGUGGAAAACCGAUCACUGGAUACCAAGUCGAGAAGUUUGACAAGACAACAGGUCGCUGGGUGCCAGUAGGCCGGACUAAUGAUACGGAAAUGGACGUUAAAGGUCUGACAGAGGGACACGAGUAUGAAUUCCGCGUGAAAGCUAUCAAUGACGAAGGAGAAUCUGAGCCUCUUAAUACAUCCGGAGGUAUUGUUGCUAAAAAUCCAUUUGAUUUGGCUGGCAGACCUGGAGUCCCGGAACUCGAAGACUGGGAUGUCGAUAGAGUUGAUUUGAAGUGGGCGCCACCCAAAACCGAUGGAGGCGCUCCUAUUACUGGAUACAUCAUUGAAAAGAAGGAGAAAUUUUCAACGCACUGGGAAGAAGCUACGGAGACUCGUUCACCUGAGCCUAAAGGUCGUGUUACGGGAUUGAAAAAAGGUUCAACUUACCAGUUCCGUGUACGUGCCGUUAACAAAGCCGGUCCUUCAGAGCCCAGUGAUCCUACGAAACCUCAUGUCGCUAAAGCGCGUUAUCUCAAGCCUCACAUUAAUCGUGACAAAUUACAAAUGAUCAAAGUACGUGCUGGCCAACAUGUAAAGUUGGAAGUUGAUGUUGAGGGUGAACCUCCUCCAACAAUAACUUGGGCACGUGGCAGUUUAGUUCUCGAAAAUACCCCGGAUUUGAAAAUCGAGAAUGAAGAUUACUUAACUAAGCUCAAUUUAUCUCACACGAGUCGUAAAGAUACAGGUAAAUAUACUAUCACGGCUGUCAAUGAUUCUGGCCGCGAUGAAGCUGAAGUGGAGAUAAUUAUAUUGGAUAAACCUGGCAAGCCAGAAGGACCUCUAGAGGUAGUAGAUGUUCACAAAGAAGGCUGCAAAUUGAAGUGGAAGAAGCCUAAAGAUGAUGGCGGUCUACCGCUAUCGAGUUACAUCGUCGAGAAAAUGGAUCUGGUGUCCGGAAGAUGGGUCCCAGCUGGCGUUGUGGAUCCUGAGAAAACUGAGCACGUUCUAACUGGAUUGGAACCUGGACACAAGUACGAGUUUCGCGUAAAAGCAGUCAACGAAGAGGGCGAAUCAGAGCCACUUAAUUCAGAAGGCGCUAUUGUGGCCAAAAAUCCAUUCGAUCCACCAGGUGCUCCUGGUCUUCCAGAAAUUACUGACUGGUCCGAGAACACAGUCAACUUGAAAUGGGAGCCACCGAUGCGUGAUGGCGGCGCUCCGAUAACUGGCUACAUUAUCGAAAUGAAAGAGAAAUUCGACACGAGUUUUACCAAAGUCGUUGAAACUUCUGGACCUAAAUGUGAAGGUAUAGUCCCGCGAUUAGUCGAGGGUAAUCAGUAUCAGUUCCGAGUGCGUGCUGUAAACAAAGCAGGACCUGGUGAACCCAGCGAAGCGACCAAUCCGCAUACUGCCAAAGCGCGAUGGUUGAAGCCGCACAUCGAUCGUACCAGUCUCCAACCGAUGACAGUUAAAGUCGGGCUGACUAUCAGCUUAAAUAUCAACAUAAUUGGCGAACCUCCUCCAAUAGUAAACUGGUUCUUCAAAGAUACUCAAUUGAAAACAGAUGAUAUUUACCGUAUCGACAACAUCGAUUACAACACCAAGUUCUUUGUAAUGAAAGCCAAGCGUAAGCACACUGGCAAAUAUACGAUCCGAGCGACAAAUGAAGUAGGUGAAGACGAAGCAGACAUUGAAAUUACUGUUGUCGGUAAACCAACGAAGCCCAAAGGGCCGCUCAGUGUUACUGAUGUUACUAAACAUGGUUGCAAAUUGAAGUGGCACCGACCGGAUGAUGAUGGCGGUUGUCCAAUCGAGUACUAUGAAAUUGAAAAACUCGAUCCGCUGUCAGGGGCAUGGGUUCCUUGUGCUCGUUCCACUGAACCUGAAGCCAAUAUUACUGGAUUACUUGAGGGUAAACCUUACAAGUUCCGUGUGAAAGCGGUUAACAAAGAGGGAGACUCUGAAGAAUUAGAAGCAGAUAAAUCAAUAAUUGCUAAAAAUCCAUUCAAUGAACCCAGUAAACCAGGACGUCCCGAACUCAAAGACUGGGACAGAGAUUUCGUUGAUUUGUCUUGGACUCCCCCGGAAGACGAUGGUGGAGCGGUUAUUGAAAAGUAUAUCGUGCAAAUGCGUGACAAAGAUGGAAGACAGUGGGUGGAUGCCGCGAUGGUCGUGGGCGAUAGAACUAAUGCCAAAGUAACUGAAGGAAUCGAACCGGGACAUGAGUAUGAAUUCCGGGUUGUAGCAGUCAAUCGCGCUGGACCCAGUGAACCCAGUGAUGUCUCCAAGAGUGUUGUGGCCAAACCAAGAUUCUUGGCUCCACGAAUUGAUAGAAAGAAUCUCGGAAAGAAGACAUUGCGCAUUGGACAAAUGCUGCGUCUUGAAGCUGAUAUCAAAGGCGAGCCGCCACCAAAAGUUACCUGGCAGUACAAAGACACGAUCCUAAAGCCUAUGGAUCGUUUGAAGAUCGACAAUGAAGAGUAUCAUACAUUGUUUAUUCUUAAUAAGCUUAAGAGAGCUGACACAGGAACUUACACCGUAACAGCGGUCAAUGACAGCGGAACUGAUAAAGUUGAUAUAGAAUUAAUAGUCCUGAGUAAACCAACGAAACCCAAAGGGCCACUAGAUGUGUCUGAUGUCACUGCAGAAGGAUGUAAAUUGAAAUGGAACCCACCGGACGACGACGGAGGUGAACCAAUCGAUCAUUAUAUCGUUGAACGAAUGGAUGUAGACACCGGAAGAUGGGUUCCCUGUGCCACGAGCAAAACACCUGAGGCUGAGAUUGGCGGAUUGAAUGAAGGCAAAGACUACAUGUUCCGAGUGAAAGCUGUCAAUGCUGAAGGUGACUCAGAGCCUUUGGAAACCGACCUUCCCACUACAGCUAAGAAUCCCUUCAAAGAGCCUGAUCCUCCAGGCAAACCCGAGCUCAAGGAUUGGGACAAACGGCACGUGGUGCUCAAGUGGAAGCCACCUAAACGCGAUGGCGGAGCGCCUAUUGAAAAAUACAUUAUCGAAAAGAAAGAUAUGUAUGGCAAGUGGCAGAAAGCAACUGAAGUUCCUGGUGAUAAGACUCAGGGAACAGUUGAAGAUUUAACCGAAGGACAGAAGUACCAGUUCCGAAUUAAAGCUGUUAACAAAGGCGGUGUUAGCCAGCCGAGUGAUCCUAGCGAUAUUCUAACAGCCAAGGACCGAUUUGCUGCGCCACGAAUCGACCGUACCAACCUCCGCGAUCUUACCAUCAAAGCUGGUAAUCAUAUCAAACUGGAUGUUAAAGUUUCCGGUGAACCUCCGCCAUCUAAAAUCUGGUGGCAUAAUAAAGUCCGUCAGGAAGACGGGGUCGCUGUCACAAUUGAAACUGAAGACUACCGCACCAAAUUUAUAGUGUCCUCGGCUACGAGAGCUAACUGCGGAACUCUGACUCUCAAAGCGGAGAAUGACUCCGGCAAAGAUGAGGCUUCCAUCGAAAUUUUGGUGCUGGACAAACCCGCCAAACCCGAGGGACCACUUAAAGUCAGCGAUAUACACAAAGAAGGAUGCAAACUCAAGUGGAAUCCACCGCUCGAUGACGGUGGUGUUCCAAUCGAGCACUACAUUGUGGAAAAAAUGGACACGGAAACCGGCAGAUGGAUUCCUGUCGGCCGUACCAAAGAUAAUAAUUUCGAAGUUGAGAAUUUGGUUCCCGGGCAAGAGUAUAAAUUCCGUGUGGCUGCGGUCAAUGCCGAAGGAGAGUCGGAACCAUUGGUAACUGACCACAGCAUCGUGGCCAAAAAUCCAUUUGACGAGCCAGGUGCACCAGGUCGACCAGAGGCCACCGACUGGGACAAAGAUCACGUUGACCUCAGAUGGACUCCACCGUUACAAGACGGCGGAUCUCCAAUCACUGGCUACAUGAUCGAGAAACGCGAGAAAGGCUCACCCAAGUGGACGAAGGCUUGCGAAACAAACAGUCCUGACUGCAAAGGACGUGCGGAAAAUCUUGAUGAAGGUGUUGAAUAUGAAUUCAGAGUAAGAGCUAUUAAUGCUGCCGGACCAGGUGAACCCUCCGACGCAAGUAAAUCUGUCGUAGCUAAAAGUCGCAGAGUACCACCUAAAAUUGACAGACGUAAUCUACGCGAUGUUAACAUUCGCGAAGGCGAGCGCUUCCACUUUGACGUUAAAGUCAUCGGUGAGCCAGCUCCUGAAGUCACCUGGGUUAUCAAUGACAAGAACAUUCAUAUAACGACACACCGCCGUGUCGUUAAUGAGCCAAAUAAUACUAAAUUUUUCAACGACAAAGCAGAGCGCAAAGACACGGGAAUUUAUAAAAUUACGGCGGUCAAUCAGUUUGGUAGCGACACUGCUGAAGUUGAGGUCACUGUUGUCUCAAAACCAGCGAAGCCCGAGGGACCUCUCGACGUGUCAGAUAUCCACAAAGACGGCUGCACUUUGAAAUGGAGAAAACCAAAAGACGACGGUGGAGAGCCGAUCGAAGGAUAUCUUGUGGAGAAAUAUGACCCAGAAACUGGCGUUUGGUUGCCAGUUGGCAAAUGUGCCGGCACUGAGAUGAAGGUUGAUGGCUUGACCCCGGGUCAUGAGUACAAAUUCCGCGUCAAAGCUAUCAAUUCUGAAGGAGAAUCUGAGCCACUGGAAACUUAUGGAUCCAUUAUUGCCAAAGAUCCAUUCACUGUACCAUCGGCACCUGGUGCUCCAGAGCCUACGGAUUGGUCAGCAAACACGGUUGACUUGACCUGGCGAGAGCCUUUCUCAAAUGGAGGCUCACCAAUCACUGGGUAUAUUAUCGAGAAGAAAGACAAAUACAGCGCGAUGUGGGAAAAGGCUUUGGAAUUGACUGAGCCAGUAACUGAAGCCCAUCUUACGGGACUUAUUGAAGGCAAUGAGUACCAGUUCCGUGUGAUUGCUGUUAAUAAAGCCGGACAGUCAGAACCUGGUGAUGUCAGCAAGACCUUCCUUGCUAAGCCACGAUUCCUUGCACCAAAGAUCGACCGAAGACAUCUGAGGGACGUGACUCUAUCUGCGGGUUCAACUCUCAAGUUUGACGCAAAUAUUAUCGGUGAACCAGCACCGCACGUAGACUGGCGUUGCUCAUCAAUACCAAUUGUAAAUGGAAAGACCGUCACGCUUGAAAAUCCUCCUUACAGUACGAAAUUAGUCAUUAGACCAGUAACUCGCGGUAAUACGGGCGAGUACGUUGUUACGGCAACAAAUACAUCUGGUAAAGACAGCGUGACAAUAAAUGUCGUUGUCACUGACAAGCCAUCGGCGCCUGAAGGUCCAUUGGAAAUCUCUGACGUGCACAAAGAGGGCUGCAAACUGAAAUGGAAACGUCCACUUGAUGAUGGCGGCACACCUGUCGAGUACUAUCAAGUUGAGAAGAUGGAUCCGGAUACCGGUUGUUGGAUACCUUGUGGACGCUCAACUGAACCUUCUAUAGAUGUUGUUGGUUUGACUCCAGGCAAAGAAUACAAGUUCCGUGUAUCUGCUGUCAAUGCUGAAGGUGAAUCAGAGCCAUUGACCGCCGAAGAAAGUAUCAUCGCCAAAAAUCCAUUUGACGAGCCUGGAAAACCAGGAGAUCUUAAAGCCACUGAUUGGGACCGAGACCACGUGGACCUGGAAUGGAAACCUCCGCUAGAAGAUGGCGGGUCACCGAUUACUGGUUACGUUAUCGAGAAGAAAGAUAAGUAUGGUGACUGGGAGAAGGCUUUGGAAGUUCCUGCGGAGAUGACUUUCGCAACAGUACCAGAUUUGAUUGAAGGACAACCGUACGAAUUCCGUGUUCGUGCUGUCAAUGCAGCAGGACCUGGUGAACCUUCAAAUGCAACUCCUACGAUCAUUGCCAAGCCACGCAAUCAACCACCGAUGAUUGACCGCACAAAUCUUGAAGAUAUUAAAAUUAAGGCAGGACAGAACUUUAGCUUCGAUGUUAAAGUUAGUGGCGAACCGCCGCCAACGACCACGUGGUUGCUGAAUAAUAGAGAAGUAUUCCCGUCAGAUCGUAUCAAGAUUAAGAAUGUUGACUACAAUACUAACUUGGGAGUACGAAUGGCGACGAGAGCUGAUUCAGGCAGAUAUACCAUCAGUGCUCAGAAUACCAGCGGCAAAGACACAGCUACUGUUAAGGUAACGGUGCUGGACAGACCUGGAACACCAGAAGGACCGCUCAGAGCCUCAGAUAUUCAUGCUGAGGGAUGUACUUUGACGUGGAAUCCACCGGAGGACGAUGGUGGACAGCCUAUUGAGUGCUACGUCGUUGAAAAAAUGGAUGACGCUACUGGAAGAUGGGUUCCAGCAGGUCAAACUGACGGAGCUGAAACUAGUUUACAGGUUGAUGGACUAACACCAAAACACAAAUACAAGUUCCGAGUACGCGCAGUUAAUAAACAAGGUAAAUCAGAUCCGUUGACGAUGACACAGAAUAUUGAGGCGAAGAAUCCGUUUGACGAACCGGGCAAACCUGGAACACCCAAGAUUGUCGAUUACGAUCGCGACUUUGUUGAGUUGGCUUGGAGCCGUCCAGUUGAAGACGGUGGAUCACCGAUCACUGGUUACAUCAUCGAGAAGAAGGAUAAAUUCAAUCCCAAUUGGGAAGAAUGUGCUAAAGUUGAAGGUGACGUUACUAGCGGACGAGUUCCUGAUCUUAUUGAAGGUACUCCAUAUGAGUUUCGCAUACGAGCUGUUAAUAAGGGAGGGCCAGGUGUUGCUUCUGACCCGACAAGUCCCCACAUUGCCAGACCAAAGAACUUGCCACCUAGAAUUGACCGCAAAUAUAUGCUGGAUGUUAAAGUUAAGGCCGGAGCAUUCUUUGACUUUGAUGUACCGGUUAUUGGCGAACCGCCACCAACCAAAGAGUGGAAUUUGAAAGGCAACACAGUCUCCAAUGACGACCGUAUAAAAAUUACCAACACGGAUUACAACACAAAGGUGCGUUUCAUGGACGCAAGACGCGCUGACACAGGUACAUACACAUUGACAGUCAAAAAUGUCAAUGGAGUAGACAGCGCAACAUUGGAAGUAAUUGUUAUGGAUGUGCCGUCACCUCCAGAGGGUCCUCUUAAAAUUGAAAACGUCACGAGACAUGGCUGCUCGCUCAGCUGGCGACUACCUCGUGAUGACGGUGGAUCUGAAAUCCUCCACUACACCAUCGAGAAAAUGGACUCGGAGAGUAUGCGAUGGGUGCCUGUGGCCGAAUCUGAGAUUUGUGCCUGGAAAGUUGACCAUUUGAUCGAAGGACAUCAGUACACUUUCCGCGUCCGUGCGGUCAACAAGAUUGGUGAAUCUUUACCACUGACCGGUCUCGAUGAAAUCACAGCCAAAGAUCCAUUUGGCAAACCCGACAAACCUGGACAACCAGUGGCCACAGACUGGGACAAAGACCAUGUGGAUCUUCAAUGGACGCCACCGAAAAAAGACGGCGGAUCGCCAAUUACUGGUUACAUUAUUGAGAAACGUCCUCGGUUUGGACAGUGGGAGAAAGCCAUUGAAGUAACGGGCAAAGACUGCACCGCACGUGUUCCAGAUCUCACUGAAGGUCAAGAAUACGAAUUCCGAGUGAUUGCAGUCAAUCAAGGCGGACAAGGUGAACCUUCAGAAGCAUCAGCGCCUGUUAUCACCAAACCGCGCUUCCAGAGACCGACAUUCGAUAAAAUGUUGAUGCGUGAUUUAACAGUUCGUGCUGGCCAGAAAAUCUGCUGGGAUCUUCCUAUUGAGGCAGCACCAAAACCUACUGCUUACUGGACUCUUAAUGGCAAACCCAUUGAACAAGAUGUUCGUCAUGAAAUAUUUACCACGACAACUAACACAACCUUUGAAAUCCCAUUCUCAGUACGAGCUGAUGCUGGUCGUUACACUCUGACUUUAGUAAAUGACGUAGGAAAAAUGUCAGCAAGUGCUCAUGUUACGGUACUAGAUCGUCCUUCGCCACCAGAGAAACCAUUGAUUGUCAGUAAUAUAUGUAAAGACAGCUGUCAUUUGUCUUGGCAACUACCACUCGAUGACGGCGGCAGCCCAAUUCUCCAUUACAUCGUCGAGAAGAUGGAUGUGUCACGUGGUACCUGGUCUGAUGCAGGUAUGGCGAUGACUCUGAACCAUGAAGUCUUCAGACUGACUCAUCGUAAAGAGUACUACUUCCGUGUUAAGGCUGUAAACAAUGUCGGGGAAUCAGAUCCACUUGAAACGACCCGCAGUAUUAUUGCUAAGAACGAAUUUGAUGAGCCUGAUGCACCUGGCAAACCAGUUAUCACCGACUGGGAUAAAGAUCACGUGGAUCUUAGCUGGCCGGCACCUGAAAAUAACGGCGGAUCGCCCAUCACUGGCUACAUUGUCCAGAAGAAAGAGAAAGGCAGCCCUUACUGGAUCAAUGCAGUCCAUGUGCCCAAUGAUAAAACCAGCGCAACUGCUCCAGAUCUUACAGAAGGAAUGGAGUAUGAAUUUAGAGUAAUUGCUGUCAAUGCAGCAGGACAAUCAGAACCCUCAGAACCUAGCGACGCAAUAAUUGCAAAGAGCCGUCAUCUUGCUCCGAAAAUUAAGACGCCAAUGGAAGACAUCCGUAUUAAAGCUGGAUUGGUCUUCCACGUGGACAUUGAUUUCGUCGGCGAACCAGCACCUGAAGUCACUUGGACUUUGAACAAAAAAGCUCUUCAGACAAAUGAACGAACGACAAUUACCUCAAUUGGAUAUCAUACUAUUGUACACACAGUCAACGCACAACGCGCUGAUUCAGGUCCCUACCAUCUGACGUUGAAGAAUGACAGUGGUACAGACGAAGGCAGCUUCAAUCUAAUUGUCCUUGACCGUCCCGGUCCUCCAGAAGGUCCUCUAGAGUAUGAAGAAAUAACCAGCCAAUCAGUCACUUUGUCUUGGAAACCACCGAAAGACAAUGGUGGCAGCGAAAUCACUGGAUACGUUAUUGAGAAACGUGAUCUCACUCAUGGAGGUGGUUGGGUACCAGCAGUUGCUCAUGUUAGUCCAACUCAGACUCACGCGACAGUUCCACGUUUGAUGGAAGGUUCCAAGUACGAGUUCCGCGUGUCUGCUGAAAACUUGCAAGGUCGCUCAGAUCCACUGAAAACAGACCGUGCUAUUGUGGCGAAGAAUCAGUUCGUCGUCCCUGGACAACCGGGUAAGCCCGAGUGCCUUGACGCUAGCAAAGAUCACAUCCAUAUUAAAUGGACACCGCCAAUUAGCAACGGAGGAUCAUCUAUCCUCGGUUACGAGAUUGAAAGACGUGACCGUGCUACCGGACGCUGGAUAAGAAUAAACAAAGAACUAGUAAAAGGACCAGACUAUCUUGAUGAACAUGUAGCUGAAAAUCAUCAAUACGAGUACCGUGUAUCAGCAGUGAAUGCUGCUGGAGCAGGAAAACCAAGUGACGCAUCUAAUGUCUUUGCUGCUCGACCAAUGAAAGAGAAACCUAAGCUCCAUCUUGAUGCUCUUCUUGGUCGUAAGAUUCGUGUACGCGCCGGCGAACCAAUACACGUUGAUAUUCCUAUCUCUGGAGCACCACCUCCGCGUGUUUCAUGGCACAAAGACGGUGGGGCUCUUGCUGAUAAUUGGCGUAUAUCCACGCAAACCAAGAGCGAACACACUGUUCUGCUUAUUGAGAAAUCAACCCGCGAAGACGCUGGAUUCUAUACUGUUGAAGCUACAAACGAAUUCGGUACUGAUAUGGCUGACAUUCAAGUGAUUGUCGUAGACAAACCUGAUCCUCCGAAAGGGCCACUUCUAUACUCAGGAACCAAUCACGAGUCAGUAUCUCUGUCAUGGAGUCCACCUGACGAUAACGGUGGAGCAGAAAUUACCAACUACAUCGUUGAAAUUUGUGACUUUGGUUCGGACAAUUGGAGACAAGUACCAGGUUUCUGUCCCACUUGUCACUUUACUGCACGUGGUCUCCAGGAAGGCCGUCGCUACGUAUUCCGAGUACGUGCUGAGAACCUCUACGGAGUUUCAGAGCCACUAGAUGGCAAACCCGUGGUAGCAAAGAGUCCAUUCGAUCCUCCAGGACCACCAAGUCAACCAGAAAUUCUUGGUUACACUCCCAACACAUGUACACUCACAUGGAAUCCACCAGAAAACACUGGUGGCAAGCCUAUUACUGGCUACUAUGUAGAAAAACGCGAACGCGGAGGCGAAUGGCUCAAGGUCAAUAAUUACGCGACACCUAAUACAACAUUCUCGGUGCAAGAUCUCCAUGAAGGCGGUCGCUAUGAAUUCCGUGUGAUUGCUGUCAAUGAAGCAGGCCCAGGUGAUCCAAGCAGAGCAACUGAACCGAUUGUUGCUGGACAUCAACGCUUACGACCUGAUGCUCCAGAACAGCCCAACGCAGAUCGUGUCACCAAGGACUCAGUCACUUUGUCAUGGCGGCCACCAAGAAAUGACGGAGGUGCUAAGAUACGUGGCUACUAUAUUCAAUCCAAGAGGAAGGACGAAUCAGACUGGUCAGAUGUUAAUGGAGCUCCUAUUUCCGGACUAAUUUACACUGUACCCAAGCUAAGACUCGGUGAUGAAUAUCAAUUCCGUGUAAUAGCUAUGAAUGAUGUUGGCAAGAGUGAACCGAGUCGUCCGACCAACCCCAUUACCAUUGAAGAGCAGCCCAACAAACCGAUCAUGGACUUGGGAGGCGUACGCGACAUUACAGUACGCGCUGGAGAAGAUUUCAGUAUCCACGUGCCAUAUGUUGGUUUCCCAAGACCAACAGCUGCCUGGUUUGCCAAUGAUGUCGUGUUAGAUGAAACAGACAAACGAGUCCAUCAACAACUCGGCGAUGACUAUGCCAGUAUCGUCGUCAAAAAUUCACGACGAUCUGACGGAGGACAGUAUCGUCUCCAGCUGCGUAAUUCAUCUGGUUUUGACACAGCAACUGUCAACGUUCGAGUUUUGGAUCGUCCAAGUCCACCACAGAAUCUACGAGCCGAUGAAUUUGCCGGUGAUGCACUCACACUGUACUGGAACCCGCCUAAGGACAACGGCGGUGCUGAUAUCACGAACUACGUUAUUGAGAAACGCGAAGGUAAAGCUCAGACAUGGACGAAAAUCAGUGGCUACGUUACUGCGCCAUUUGUUCGUGUGCGUAAUCUCAAUAUCGGUCAAGAGUACGAGUUCCGUGUGAUGGCAGAAAAUCAGUACGGCACUUCAGAUCCUGUUGAAACAAAAGAACCUAUCAAAGCACGUUAUCCAUUUGAUCCACCGAGCGCACCGGGUGUUCCUCAAGGUGUUGAGACAACUGAAGACAGUAUUACUAUCACAUGGUCACGUCCACGCAGCGAUGGAGGAUCACCGAUCACCGGUUACAUUAUUGAAAAACGUUUGCUGAGUGAAGACAAAUGGAUCAAAGCAACACCAGCACGUAUCCCCGACACAACGUACAAAGUAGGCGGACUUAUUGAGAAUCACGACUACGAGUUCCGCGUAGCGGCAGUCAAUGCUGCUGGUCAAGGCCCAUGGAGCAUGAGCUCAGACGCGAUUCGUGCAGCAGCCCCACAAUUCGCCCCGAAGAUUACCAGCGACUUGAGCAUUCGUGAUAUGACGGUAAUUGCAGGAGAACAUUUCACUAUCACAGUUCCCUACACUGCCAAUCCAAGACCUAAACCCAACUGGUCAAUCAAUGGCGAAGAAGUCCUUCAAGAUGACAGAAUCAAGUUCGAGACCACUGACAUUGCCUCGCAAUUCAUCAACCGCAAGGCUAAGAGAAGUGACACCGGCUGCUACACCAUUCAACUCUCCAAUAUCAUUGGAACAGACUCAGCUUCAUGCAGAGUUCUGGUUGUUGACAAACCAUCUCAUCCUCUUGGACCACUCGAUGUCUCUGAUAUCACUCCCGAGACAUGCACAUUGUCAUGGAAACCACCGUUCGAUGAUGGCGGUUCACCAGUUACCAACUACGUUGUUGAAAAAUUGGACCCUGGCGGUUACUGGGUAAAAUUGAGCAGCUUCGUACGUAACACCCACUACGAAGUGAUGGGUCUUGAACCCAACAAGAAAUUCAAUUUCCGGGUGCGUGCUGAAAAUCAGUACGGAGUAUCAGAGCCCCUUGUUGGUGAUGAACCGAUUAUGGCUAAAUUCCAAUUCAACGUACCCGAGCCUCCAGGUCAACCACGUGUCAUCGACUGGGACACUGACAGCAUCACAAUAUCAUGGGACAAACCAGUCUCAGACGGUGGAUCACGCAUCCAGGGCUACAAAGUUGAAUAUCGCGAUCCAACAGACGGCAGCCACUGGCGCAUAGCCAAUGACUAUCUCGUCAAAGACACCCAAUACAUUUGCUACGGAUUGGCCCGUGGUCAAGAAUAUGAAUUCCGUGUUCGGGCACAAAAUGCCGCUGGACUCAGCAAACCCAGUCCACCAUCCAUACAAUUUAAAUUACGCAGCAAAUUCAACGUACCCUCACCACCUGGUACUCCUCAGGUUAUCAAAGUUGGCAAGAACUACGUCGACUUACGUUGGGAAGCGCCAACAUCAGACGGUGGAAGCCGAAUCACUGGUUAUGUUAUUGAGAAACGUGAAAUUGGAUCGGCGAUAUGGUUGAAGUGCAAUGAUUACAACGUAGUAGACUUAGAUUACACGGUGAUGCAUUUGAUCGAAAGAGGUGACUAUGAAUUCCGUGUGUUUGCUGUCAAUGCUGCUGGCAGAUCAGAGCCAAGCUCAUGCACGACACCCGUUAAAGUCUGUGAAGUUGAAGGUGGCGAGAAACCCGAGUUCACCAAACCACUGCCAAUCAGCCAAGGUGUUCCACUGGGCAAGACCUAUGUCUUGGAGUGCGAGGCAACUGGUAAACCAAUGCCGACUCCUAGAUGGCUGCGCAAUGGACGUGAAAUCACAAUGGGCGGACGAUUUAGAUCCGAAACACGUGAUGACGGUCUAUUUAGACUGGUCAUAUCAGAAGUAUGGGAAGCUGACAGCGGUGACUACAGUUGUCAAGCUGCUAAUCCAUUGGGAAUUGCUACAACGACAAUGAGACUGAAGAUUGGAACGCCACCGAAGAUAGAACGUAUGCCGAGUGCGCUUUAUCUGCCAGAGAAAGACAACACGAAGAUCAAGAUCUUCUACAGCGGUGAUCAGCCAAUGGACGUGAUGCUGAAGAAGGAUGGAUCCAGAGUAAUCGAAUCACCGCACAUCAAAUACACAAUCUUUGACGAGUACUUGAUUAUUUUCAUCAAAGAUAUAAAUCGUGAAGAUGAAGGUGUCUAUGAGCUGUCUAUCAGCAAUGACAGCGGCAGUGUAAGUGGGUCAUUUACUGCCCACGUCACUGGACCACCUGGACCACCAGUAGGACCACUUGAAGCUUCUGACAUUGAUAAGCACACAUGUACACUCGCUUGGCAUCCGCCCAAGACAGACGGUGGUCUUCGUGUAACUCACUACGUCGUAGAACGACGUGAUGUUACACAAGGACACUGGUUAACCAUCUGCAGUAGUGUGAAAGACACCACGUUCACUGUCCAAGGACUCACAGAAAGUCACGAGUACAUGUUCCGCGUGAUGGCUGUCAAUGACAACGGAAUGGGUCCAGCUUUGGAAGGUACAAAUCCCGUCAAAGCCAAGGCACUAUUCGAUCGCCCAGGACCUCCCGGAACACCCAAAGUCUUGGAGAUUGGAGGCGACUUUGUCAACUUGUCUUGGACUAAACCGGAGACUGAUGGAGGCGCUAGAAUUCAAGGCUACUGGAUCGACAAACGCGAAUCAGGAACAAUGGCUUGGCAACGUGUCAACAUACUCAUUUGCCCUACGACUCAGAUAAACGUCAGCAAUUUAAUCGAAGGUCGUCAGUACGAAUUCCGUGUGUUUGCACAAAAUCAAGCGGGACUCAGUACAGAAUCAACUGCCUCUACCUCAGUAAAGAUCGUUGAUCCGCAAGUCGCUAAACCUCCAGAGAUAAUUAAGGGUCUGAAGAACGUCAACUGCGCCCAGAAUGCCAAUGCAACAUUCAAGUGCAUUAUCUCAGGUACACCCGCGCCUAAUAUCACUUGGUACAAGGGAGCUCGUGAGCUUCAGAACAGCAGCCGUUACCAGAUAUACUCUGAAAGCGACUGCCAUACUCUGGUGAUCCAAGAUGUCUUUGGUGAGGACGCAGACGAGUACAUCUGCCGUGCAUCCAACAAAGGCGGUCACAAAUCGACUAAAGGCGAACUAUUUAUCAUGACACCACCAAAACUUAAUGUUCCUCCGCGAUUCCGUGACACUGCGUUCUUCGACAAGGGCGUGAAUGUCGUAAUAAAAAUUCCAUUCACUGGAUUCCCCAAGCCCAAGAUCACUUGGAUACGCGAAGGUGAGACUAUCGAGUCAGGUGGUCACUAUCACGUGGAACUGAAAGAACGUCAUGCAAUCUUGACUAUCAGAGACGGUAAUCGCAUUGAUUCAGGCCCGUACCGUAUUACGGCUGAAAAUGAACUAGGACAAGACUCAGCUAUAAUUAAAAUUCAAAUCAGUGACCGUCCUGACCCACCACGAUUCCCAGUUAUUGACAAUAUCGGCCACGAUUCACUUGCACUGACAUGGAAGCCCCCGAUAUGGGACGGCGGCAGCAACAUUACGAACUACGUUAUUGAAAAACGUGAAGCUCCGAUGACCAGCUGGAUUCGUUGUGGCAUGACGCGAUUCACCAGCUUCGCAGUACAAGAUCUAAGCCCUGGUCACCAGUAUGACUUCCGCGUAUGCGCGGAGAACGUCUACGGACGAUCAGACCCAAGUGAGGUGACGCCUCUGAUCACUACGAAAGGCGCAAAGGCAAAACCACCCCAGAAACGGGAAGUACGUUACGACGAAACUGGCAAAAAGAUCCGCGGCAGCAGUGACGAAAAAGUACGCGACUAUGAUCAAUACGUCUUUGACGUCUACAGCAAAUACGUACCCCAGCCUGUGGAAAUAAAGACAAUGUCAGUCUACGACAAGUACGACAUACUAGAAGAAAUCGGUACCGGUGCUUUCGGUGUCGUUCAUCGUUGCCGCGAACGAGCCACCGGCAACAUAUUUGCCGCUAAAUUUAUUCCCGUAUCCCACAUUAUGGAGAAGGAAUUGAUCAGAAAGGAAAUAGACAUUAUGAACCAAUUACAUCAUCCCAAAUUAAUAAACUUACACGAUGCAUUUGAAGAUGACGAUGAAAUGAUACUGAUCUUUGAAUUUUUGUCGGGCGGAGAAUUAUUCGAGCGAAUAACUGCCGAAGGCUACACAAUGUCUGAAGCUGAAGUUAUAAAUUACAUGAGACAGAUUUGCGAGGGAAUUAAACACAUGCACGAGAAGAAUAUCAUCCAUUUAGACAUCAAGCCAGAAAAUAUCAUGUGUCAAAUGAGAAACAGUACAAAUGUUAAGCUUAUUGACUUUGGCUUGGCCACCAAAUUAGAUCCCAAUGAAGUUGUCAAGAUCAGCACAGGAACUGCCGAAUUCGCGGCGCCCGAAAUCGUCGAACGCGAACCCGUCGGUUUCUACACAGACAUGUGGGCUUGUGGUGUCCUUGCUUACGUGUUACUCAGCGGUCUGUCGCCAUUCGCUGGAGACAACGACAUAGAAACACUGAAGAAUGUAAAGGCAUGCGACUGGGACUUUGACGAAGAGGCAUUCAGACACGUGUCCGAUGAGGGCAAAGACUUUAUCCGUAGACUACUGAUUAAGAAUAAAGAAAAACGUAUGACUGCACACGAGUGUCUUUUGCACCCCUGGUUGACUGGUGACCACAGUGAUUUGACUGGCAGAAUCGCCAACAGUCGUUACAUCCGGUUCCGUGAUAGAUUACGUGCUAAGUAUGAAGACUGGGAGAAAUAUGUUCUGCCAAUUGGACGGCUGGCUGAGUACUCAUCGCUUAGGAAAUUACUUAUUGAAAAAUACAAAAUUUACGACUCGACCUUCGAUCGAAGGCAGGCAGCACCAAGAUUUGUCAUCAAACCACAAAGUGCUUUUACAUAUGAGGGACAGAGUGUUAAAUUCACGUGUCGCGUGAUAGCAAUCGCGGCUCCAACACUCACGUGGUUCCACAAUAACCAGGAACUCAGACAAUCUGUUAAAUUUAUGAAGAGGUAUAUUGGAGAUGACUACACCUUUAUUAUCAAUAGAUCCAAGUUGGAAGACAGAGGAGAGUAUGUCAUUCGUGCUGAGAAUCAUUAUGGAUAUCGGGAAGAAGUUGUAUUCCUUAAUGUCCAACCUCUGCCGAGAGAAAUGCCGCCAUACAAACCGGAAGUUACUCCGAUACGUAGACGUGAGCCGUUACCACAAUACUUCUGGCUGGAGACAACAGAGUCUGCGCCCAGUUUCACCUUUGAACUGCGACCUCGUGUCAUGCAGGAACGACAGACCUGCAAGCUGCUCUGUUGUCUCAGCGGCAAACCUCCACCGUCUGUCAGGUGGUUCAAAGACAGUCGCGAGUUAUCCAAGCACGAGUACGCGAUGUCGCAUUCCGAUGGUGUCGUCACUAUGGAAAUCAUCGACUGCAGACCUUCGGACAGUGGAAAAUACAAAUGCGUAGCUACUAAUUGCCAUGGAUAUGAUGAAACUGAUUGUGUUGUCAUCGUAGAAGGAAUGGGUGAGACUGAAGAACAAGAAAAAUUAGCCAAUAGUAUCUUGCAUUCUGGAGACCGUCGAUUUAUUGAACACGCAAUUAAACCAGCGCCUGCACAAAUUGUCAUCAAACAACAAUUCAGCAGUUACUCGAGUCAAAAUAAAAACUCAACAUUCUCAAGAUCGACGACUGACUAUUCUUCAGACAAGAAAAGUAUGAAGAAAUACGGAACGAAAUUAGACUCUACUGGUAGUCCAUCAAGAUCUAGAAACGCAACGAAAGAACUUUUAUAUCCAUCAGAUGAUUCAAUGCGACAGCCAGAAUUUAUAACAAAAUUAAAAGAUCUUAAAGUCAACGAUGGCGAGCAGUUGGAAUUGAGUGUCAAAGUUGAUGGCGAUCCUGAACCUCAGAUUACGUGGACAAAGAAUGGAAAAACUUUGAGGUCAUCGGAAGUAGUAGACCUUAAAUACAAGAACCGAGUAGCAACUCUUGUAAUAAAUGAAGUAUUCCCAGAAGAUGAAGGUGAAUACACGUGUAAGGCAACAAACAGUAUGGGUACAACAAGUACAUCAUGUAAAUUAACUAUCAAACCAAUGACAAAUGCGAGCGGUAAAAAAUCUGGUGGCGACAAACCGCCGAAGAUUGUCGACCAUCUGAAGAGCAUGUACGUCAAAGACGGGGAGUCAGUCGUACUGAGCUGCCGAAUAAUUGGCGCCAAGAAGUUUGACGUCGUCUGGCUUCACAAUAACAAGGAAAUAAAACCCAGCAAAGACUUCAAUUACACAAAUGAAGCCAAUAUAUAUAAGCUUACUAUUGCGGAAAUUUUCCCCGAGGAUUCAGGCACUUACACGUGCGAAGCAUUCAACGACGCCGGUGAAAGCUUUUCUUCAUGUACACUCAAUGUUCUUGUUCCUAAUGAGGAACCAAAGAGCCCAGUGUUCGCGACAUUCCCAGAGUCGGCAACAGUAAACGAAGGUGAAUCAGUAAACUUUGCCUGCCGGACUGAAACUGCACCACUAAAGGUAACAUGGCUGAAAGAUGGUAAACCAAUUGACGAAUCAAGUAGCAGAUAUCUAUUUAGUUCAGACGGCGAUAAAUCCUUCGAAAUACGUAUUAAAUCAUGUACAGCUGGUGAUAUUGGUCAGUACACCGCGCGAGCGAUUGGUAAAAAGGGCGAAACAAUAUCAGCGUUUGCAUUAAAUGUCAAAAAUCCUCACGAUCAGUGAGUGUCGCUGACACUUUAAUUAAUUAUUAUUAUUUUUUUUUUUUUUUUCAUCUCAUUACAAGAAAAAAUAAUAUAAAUAACAAAAGUCACAAUGAGACAUUCAUUAAUUUAAAUUAAUUGAUUUUACUAAAGUUUCAAAAGUUUAUGGCAACCAAAUGAAUAAUGAAUGUAUAAUUAAUAAUUAAACAACGUCAUGAGCGUUAAUCAUUUAAUUUUCAUGUAUAAAAUAUUAAGAUAAUCAUUUAUUUAUUUAUUACUAUUAUUUACUAUUAUUAUAAUUAUUAUUACUUAUUACUUAUUACAAGAUAAAAAAAAAAAAAAACGUUUUCUUUCUGUGUGUUUGUCAUAAUGCAUUAAUAAUCGGAUAGCAGAUUCAUUUUUGCACGCUAAUAAUUAUUUAUGCCAAUUUGUUAAUGCACGAUUAUAAAAAAAAAUUAUUAUUGUAAUUAGUAUCGUCAAUGAUUUUAAUUAAUUAUGGAUUAUAAAUAAUAUUUACAAGCCCAGCAUCCUCAAUAAAAACAAAAAAAUAAUAUCGUAACUCUUGUAAAUAUUAUUUGUAAAAAAUAAAAAUUAUCUCUCCCAUAAUUAGAAAAAAAAAUUCAUAAUUGAUUUAAAUAAUUUGAUGAUACAUAAUUUUAUUAUUUAUUUUUAUUCCAAUGUAAUCAUAAUAACGAAAUAAAACUAUCGUGUUAAUUUUGUUUUAAGACUGCUUCCGUUAUAAUUUUAAAAAAUUAAUUGAAA